UUUAUUCAUGAAACGGAAAGCUACGGUGCCACACACGCGCGGAAUGAUACAGUAAUAGGUUGUACAUCGCCCUAAUCUUUCACACGGCACGGUUCGGUUCGUUUAGAUUCAAUCGCGUCAAAAGUGAUAAAUUCGUAGUUUUGUGUCUAAUUUUACGUGUCGAGUGGCUACCAUUUGUCACUGCGUAGUUGCAGUUCAUCGUCAACGUCGUCGUCUUUUACCAACUAUAAGAGCAGAUAUGUGCGUGUUUGUGUGUACACUUUGGUCUGCAUAUAUGCGAUUUCACCUAAUAGUGUUGUAGAAGCAAACAUUCCAUGUUGGAUUAAUUGGAAAAAGUGAUAGUUUAAUCAAAUAAUUCAUACAAUUUGUGAUCCCUGAUGGAACAGUAUUGGGUACUGUUUGACACAUUUGCAGCUGUACCCGGUUUAAUAAAAAUUCAGGAAUGUGCAAUCCCGCAGUACGUUGUCGAACACCGACAACAUUUUUAUUACCAUUAAUGUUGCUGGACUGGUAAGGCAGAGGUGAAGCAGUAGUGGAGCAACUAGCUGGAUGGUCACGGACAUUGUACCACCUAACUACGGGUAAUGCAAAAAGAGAGUUUGGUUGCAUGAAAAUGUAAAAAAAGAAUACGUGUGUGCUUUUCACCGUGGUAAAUGAUACCUCCUCAUGUGCAGUUCCUACUACUCGUCGAAGGGGUGGUCCGCUUUGUUCCAGCGAAACGAGAGCUGCUUUCAGCGAAAUACAAGAAUCGCGGCUUUGGAUAUCAACAAAGUACAUGCUGGAGUACAAGUAGCUCUAUCAACCACCACCGCAGCAGUGAAUCUAUGCUAAUGACGAGUGAUCAUGAAAACUGCAAUGAUGUAGAACGUGAGUCCGCAAAAUGUGCAUAUCCAAAGUGCAACCACAGCUUCAGUAGUGGCAGCAGCAAGUGGUAUCGCUGCACCCGGGCAGUGUUUGUGUGAAUUCAGAAAAUUAUUCGUACGAGCUAGCAGCAAAAGGCAGAACCAGUUUUUCUCCGCUGCAUUAUCAAUUUUCUUCUCGCGGUCCGCGUGUGUAGCAGAAAUUUAUAUACACAACAAAGUUUUUUUUAUUACGUUUCGUCUCUCCAAACAUACGAUUUGUGUGUUUGUUUCGGUUAUGUGUUUUAUUGGUGUAUGUGGCAGUGUACGUGUCCGUUCGCUAUCAUAACGCGUAACAUUUCUCGAAGUGGUUUCUAAGUGAUUGCGAGAAACUAACGAUAAAUGACUGAUCGAAAAUUGCCAAUUAGUCUGUCGGACCACAGCGAGUUCGGAAUCAAUCACGGAGCUGGCACCAUCAUCGGUGGUGGCGUUGGAAGCGGUAGCAGCAUUGGUCUGGCAGUAGGAGUUGGAUCAAUUGGUUUGCCGGGAGUAGUAGGGGUUGGUGGCCUCGGUGGGUCUUCGGUGGCGUCAGUGACCGGAGGAGGCAGCAGUGGAAAUGUCAGCAACAAGCAUGCCAUCGCACGUCUGAAGCACACCAAUUCCCUAACGGCCGGCAUUCCACCUGAACUGUAUGAUAAGGGUAACCGCCUGUCACAUUCUAGCGAUACCAGCCAGACAGAUACGAUGACGUCCGUUACGAGUUCCUCGCUCGACUCGGACGAGGUUGACCUGUCCGGUCUGGUCGAAUCGGUUGUCGAUUCCGACGAGGAAGACAUUGCCGAAAGCAUAGAUAGCAUGAGUGUUCGAGAUACCGUGCGAGAGUGCUUGGAAAAGGAUCCAAGCGAUCGUACGGUGGAUGAUAUUGAGAUACUACUCGAGUUCACGCAGAAACUAAAGGCGUUCACGAACAUGACAUUUGCCGUCCGGCGGGCACUCUGCUCAGUGAUGGUAUUCGCUGUGGUUGAAAAGGCUGGAACCAUAGUGAUGAAUGAUGGAGAGGAAUUGGAUUCGUGGAGCGUUCUGAUCAAUGGACACGUGGAGAUUGAGCAUGCCAAUGGUGAAAUAGAAUAUCUGCAUAUAGGAGAUAGUUUUGGAAUCAUGCCGACGAUGGACAAGCUGUACCAUCGGGGAAUUAUGCGGACCAAAUGUGACGAUUGUCAGUUUGUGUGUAUCACGCAGACAGAUUACUAUCGGAUACAGCACCAAGGAGAAGACAAUAUUAGGAAAAUUGAAGAUAAUGGUCAGGUAGUAAUGGUAACGGAAUUAAGAAAUAGCACAGGGGAAAAUGGAUCUAGAAAAGGGUACGUGGUCAUCCGGGGUACGGUGGAACGGUUAACGCAGCAGCUGGUCGAAGAUACAACUCAAACUGAUCCUUACUACGUGGAAGAUUUUCUUUUGACUUUCCGAACGUUUAUCAGUGAUCCGAUUGAUGUGUCCAAGCAACUACUAAAGUGGUUCAAUGUAGAUGGUUUAGACGAUGGCAGUGAGCUUGUAGAUGCAAUACACCAGGCUUCGGCGAACGAUAUUUGUGAUCGUGUAACGAGAGUUGUUCUACUGUGGGUAAAUAAUCAUUUUACAGAUUUUGACACGGAUCCACAGAUGAUGGAGUUUCUGGAGAUUUUUGAAUCUGCCCUAGAAAAGAAAAACAUGUUAGAGCAGUUGAGGCUACUGCAUGUUUAUGCCCAGCACAAUGCUAGAGAACGAAAUGUUACCUUAGCUAGAAGCUCGCGAGAUGAGGAUUUGAAUUUUCAAAUAUCUGGGGGCAUAGGUGGGAUUUUUAUCACAAAGGUCGAACCAAAGACUAAAGCCUACGACGUAGGUUUGAAAAGGGGAGAUCAAAUACUUGAAGUUAAUGGACAAAACUUUGAACACAUCACUUGUGCACGAGCGUUGGAACUGUUAAUGGGAACUACACACCUAAGCAUAACCAUUAAGAGUAAUCUUUGGGCGUUUAAAGGAAUGCUUUCAAGUGCCGAUGGAGAUUCCAGUAAGCUAAAGAUAGAUCUGAAAAAAGGUUUACGGGCGGAUUUACUGCAAUCGCAAAAAUCGAUAGAUCUAGUAGACAAAGCUGGUUUGUUGCCAACACCCCAGUUCCUCAUGCCACUGCCGGUGCGAGAUGACUAUGGACGAAAAGAUUCGGGAGCCUCCACACCAUCUUCGUCACAUAUGAACAACAACAAGGGAAGUUUCAUGACCCUGGGUGGUAAGAAACGGCUACAGAAAGCUCUGAUUAAAAUGAAUCUGCUUCCAAAGAACAUAGUUUUCCAGGACGAUAGCAUCAACAACAAUAACAGUUGUAACAAUAAUAGCAAUUACGAUAGCAGCGAUCGGUCGUCCGGAAUCAGCGUGAAUUUCUCCUCGCAAGCUUCAUCUAUUUCGACUUCUUCGAUAACGACGGCUGAUUCGGAUGAGACACCACCAACAUCCACCUAUCAAAGCAAUUCCGAUCUGAGGGAGCAUCCACAAACACCCGCUAAGGCGCUGUCAAUAGAGGCAAUCAUUCCAAAAAGUGGCACUCUUUACUAUGAGGAACUACGUGCCAGCGAUUAUCCUGAACACAUUCUCAAAGUAUACAAGUCAGAUCAGACCUGCAAGUAUCUGCUGGUUCACAAGGAGACCACAGCCCAUGAAGUAGUGAUGUUAGCCUUGCAGGAGUUUGGAAUUCACGAUCCAAGCUCGAAUUUUUCACUUUGUGAGGUGAGUGUUGGUGAAGGCGGAAUGAUUAAGCAAAGGCGGCUGCCAGAUCAGUUGCAAAACCUUGCUGAACGGAUUGGAUUAAGUUCGAGGUAUUAUCUGAAAACUAAUGGAAUCACUGAAACACUGGUACCUGACGAUGUCGCUCCGGAGCUAAUCCGUGAAAGUGCCGUUCAUUUUCUUCAGCUUAAUGCGAAUGAAUUGGCAAUUCAGUUAACGUUACAAGAUUUCGCUAUCUUUCGGCAAAUCGAAUCCACCGAAUAUAUCGAUGACUUAUUUACAUUGAAAAGCCGUUACGGUAAGCCUAUGCUGGUGAAAUUUUCCGAGCUAGUAAAUAGGGAAAUGUUCUGGGUUGUCACCGAAGUGUGCAGUGAGCAUAAUAUGAUGCGAAGAUGUAAGAUUAUUAAACAGUUCAUCAAAAUCGCUAGGCACUGCAAGGAAUGUAAAAAUUUCAACAGUUUGUUUGCGAUCAUCAGUGGACUAGGUCAUGCGGCAGUUUCAAGACUGCGGCAAUCCUGGGAAAAGCUGCCAUCCAAAUAUCAAAAACUUUUUAAUGACCUUCAAGAACUGAUGGAUCCUUCGCGAAACAUGUCGAAGUACCGUCAACUAAUACAAACUGAACUCAAUGCUCAGCAUCCCGUCAUUCCUUUUUAUCCAGUGGUGAAAAAGGACCUCACAUUCAUUCACUUAGGCAACGAUUCCAAAAUCGAUAGCCUGAUCAAUUUCGAAAAAUUGCGCAUGAUUUCCAAGGAAGUUCGUACCUUGCUACAAAUGUGCAAUUCACCCUAUGAUAUCCUUACAAUGCUGGAACUAAAAUGCCAACCGCCGAGUUCAGCUAUGGUUGCACUAAACCAGAUGUCGGUGCCUUCCAGUGGUAAUCUGAUGAUGCCUCCACCUCCCGCUGUUCACAGUCAAACGGUGAAGCGCAGGAAAAAAUCAACAGCAGCUCCCAAUCCGAAGAAGAUGUUUGAAGAAGCUCAGAUGGUUCGAAGGGUGAAGGCGUAUCUCAACAACAUGAAAGUCACAACCGACGAAGAUGAGUUGCACAAACUUUCACUAGAAUGUGAACAACAAGGAGGAAGCACACCAAACAACGUUCAGGUGAGAAAACGAUAUCCAUCUCCUACGUUAUCUACAACUUCAAGUACCAGCUCGACCAGUGAGGGCAAGAAAGGAGCUCUUGGUCUAGGGAUGAGCAGUCUUUCAAUAGGCAGCUCUGGCAGUGGCAACAGUGGUGCACCAAAAUUUGGCGCCGCAUCACCACAGGCAGUCAAAAAAUUACUUUCGCUUUCGGAACAAACCAAAACUCGACCACAUCAACCACGACAUCCAUCGGUAGGCGCUGCACUCCCGGCCUCGCUGAACAACAUUCACCAUCAUAAUCAGCUCGCGCUUCAUAACAAUUUGUCUCAUUACCACCACGCUCAUCAUACACCGUAUCAUCAUCACGCCGGAAUCUCGAUAAGUCCUUCGCACGUGUCCAGCGGUAGCCAAUGUUGUGUUGGCACUGGCACUGGCGGAGGAACUGGCUCAGGCAUUGGAAUGUCCCAUCCGUAUCCCAGUACUCAUCCAAGCUAUGCGGUUUCCAGUGGGUUACAUCUAUCCAACAUGCAUCCCAAUCCACCAAACUAUAACACAACCAUGUCGAUGUAUUCCAACGGGCGUCCGGCGGUUAUGUCCAGCCGGAUAUUGGAGAGUUCCGUGGACUCCACUAGUCAACUGCCGCCGCCGAUGGAACUACCACCGGAAAGCAGCUCAUUCCGAAGUCCACCAAACUACGCACAAGCCGCCCAUCGACGCAUCAGUGGCAACAAUACAAUCUUGCCGUCGUUCCCCGCACCCCAUCAGAAUUUCGGAUCAUCUUCUCGGAUUAUCGCUGCCGUCGGUAUAUCACCUAUCACACCAAACUACGCUCCAACGGUAGUGAAUUCGUUAUCACCCAUGUACACCACCAAUCCCGGUCCAGGCAGUGGCACCGUCGUAUCCGGAACCAACAGCAAUCUUCCACCGGCCAUUCCCGCUCGAAUGCAUGAAUCGAGCGGAGUGUCACAUACGAUUGAAUCGGUACAACCACCGCCGACGUUGCCACCUAGUUUAGACUUGUCGGUGGAGAGCAGCUCAGUGACAGUAAUCAGCAAUACCGCACCUGAGCUUGAAACUUCUGUGGAUGAUGACUGCGAUUCAGUCGAAUGUGACGUCACUGAAACGUUGUCCACCGACGUGUAAAUGCCAAAUAUCUACGCAUUUGCAGCAAAUGCAAGCGAUGAUGCCAAUAUUUACUAUUUGUUAAAAUUAAACUGUUGGUGUACACAAAACUCGAGCAAAUUGUUGUCAAUUUAUGUAUGGGUGUAUCAAGUAUUGAAACAUUAAGGCUCCAGUUAUCUCCGAUAUCGCCAAUCGUCAUUUACGACGGACUUUUUAUUGUUUGAAUCCGACGCAAAUCUGUACACAAGCAAUGAGAUAUCAAUUCGUCGAUGCUAUUUUCCAAAGACUGGUGAAAUGAAAGUGCCCUAUUCCAUUCCAAGACUGAUAACUAAAAAAAGCAAAGAUGACAGUUGAUAUGCAGUAAUACUGCGCUGGGAUGUGUUGCGAAUUUAAGAAAAAUGGAAAAUUUGGAAUUUCGCAUUCACGCGAGUGCAGUCAACACUGUCAUCGUUUACUAAAUUGGAAUUUCAUUAAUACACUGGGUUAUCGAUCGUUUGACGAAUUUUCUCAUAAACUUUUGGUAGUCUACUUAGGUGACAGAUUUUUGUGAUUAAGCGGUAAAGAAUUAUUUUCGCUGAAUUUUUUUUAUUUUUUGUUCAAAUUUUAUUGCAUAUACUGAUUACUACCAAGCUUUCCGAACUCAUCGACAUAAAAUUUUACAACUGCUAUCCGGGGUUGACCAAAAACAGCCAAAUAUGGUUAAUUUCAUCCUGGCCCCUAAUAGGGAUUUAAAAAAUAUUACUAUGGAUCUAUAACUCGAAAAUAUUUUUUUAAUUUUAAAUAUUGGGUCAGUGUAAAAAUUCUUUUCAUAAAAGAAAUGUGUCCAGACGUACACAGCCCAUAAUCGCAAGCCAGUCCCAUGUUCCAAGGGUUUCCCUAUCUACAUGGGACUGACUUGCGAUUAUAGGCAGUACAUGUGGCGUUUAGAAACCCAACACAGUUGAGAUGAUACAGUAUAAUCGACUUACCAACAACACAAUGUUCUCCUUUAACGAAAUGUUGUUAUUCAAGAAGUCCUAAGUACAAAACCUCUUUGUUUACUUACUCCUCCGUUAGUAAGCAACUCAGUUUGGCACUUAACACAGGUUUCCUACCGCAUUGAUUUCCACUAUGUUUAUUGUGUGCGCCGCUGCGCCACGCCGCCGCCGCCACCAUUGAUUUUAGCUAACGGCGUCACACCGAUACGCUGCCGCCGUUGGUCGAAAUCGCACCAACUCCGCCGAUAACGAUAUUUUUCAUCGGCGCACACCUCUAGUUAUUCUCAUGCAGGUAAUAUUUCGAAGAGCCAUGAAUAUCUGGAUUUGCAGUGAAAUGUUCUUUAUCAGGUUCCCUAGAGCUUUUGCUGUUUCUAUAAUGUGCUAUUUGAACCGGAUUUCUAAUGCUCUUUUGGUUUGUCCAAUAUAAACAUUAUGGCAAUGUGGACAAGGUAUUUUUUAUACCCCGGUUUUCUCAGUUUCUAUCGAAUCCUUUGUGAAUCCUAGUGUUGAUUUUAGUUGGUACUUUUUAACAUUUUUAACAUUUGGUUCUAAGUAGAUAAGUCGUAUUUUUGUUGGAAUCCUUUUUAAAUUUUCAGUUGUUGGAGUUAAGGUAGCAAGAGUUUGCUUGUUAAGUAUUUUAGAUUUUUUAUGAAUUAUUGAUUGGACUAUCCAAUCAUUGCUCUGGAUACCCGUUGCUUACCCAUUUCAAAAAUAAAUUCUGUUUCUUUAAUUUUUGCUUCUUCUAAUUAUAAACUGAUCAUUCUAUGAGCCACGUGAUUAAAAGCAGGCAUUCUAUGCUGAUAAGAAUGGUUACAAGUAGUUGGUAUAAUUCUUUCGGUAUUUGUAAGUUUCCAAUAUAUUUCGAAAGUCAAGGACCCUCCCUUUCUCUUUGCAAGAACAUCCAAAAAGGGUAAUUUGUUAUCUUUCUCUUCUUUAUGUGUAAACUAGAUAUUUUUAUGGAUGUUGUUAAUGGUUUCCAUCAUCCGAACUACAUUUUUACGUUUGAUAAUGCAGAAGAUAUCAUCAACGUAUCUCCUUAAUAUAAGAUCUUAUUUUAUUUUUCCAUAGAUUGUUGCUAUUUUGUUGUAGUAACCUCUAAUAAGUUAAUUGAAUCUCUAACAGGAACAUUUGGGAAUAAGUCGGUUACUUCAAAGAAGGCCAUGACUUCAUCAUCUUUGAUUUCACCUGUGUUCUGAAGUCGGAAAGUUAAUUCUUGUGUAUUGCUGACGGAAUGGCUGGAAAUUUGUUUGGCAUAUUUUGAAAUUUCUGUUUCAGCCUUUUGCAAUUUUUUGGAUUAGGGUACCUAUUGAUGAAAUAAUUUCUCUUGUUUCAUUACCGGGUUUAUGAAUUGCUGAGAGUCCCUGCAUUCGGGGUAAGACGGGGUUUGAAACUUUGAGAUGAGUCUCCCCCAAGAUGCGUUUGCAGUCUUUAUAAGUUUUUUCAGUACGUUUGAUUAUCCCCGGGAUGGGGUUUCUUUUUCUGUCCCAUGUAUGGGGCUGAUACAAUUUUAGGGCCAUGUCAGCAUCAUAUUGUUCUAUGUCCAUUAUUACUACUUUAUUUCCCUUGCGGCUGGUAUUUUUCGUGUAUACUAAUGGAAACCUGGUCAAGUGAGCACAACAAAUUUAUUAGCCCAAGGAAAAAAAUGUGAGGUUGCCUAUGUAUCUUUGAACGAAGAGAACAGUCGAAUACAACGUACCCUUAUUCAUCCUUCCAUUUGAGAUAGUGCGUUGAAUAGAUAUAGCAGAUACUACUCAAAUGGAUGGGAUGAAUCGAGGUGCUAAGAUGAAUUAGGUCACGGUAACCGUACCUAGGAAACCGUUUUCAAAUGAUAGAACACUAUCUUAAUUUUUAUCGCUGUCUUUCUUCCAGCAUCUAUUUUGAUUCGUUAUUGCAAGCUCCUUUCGUUCAAUUAGGUUCUUUACUGACACAGUUAACCUCAUUUUUAUUGACAGUUCACUAGUACUGUUUACAUGGACUUAGAAUUUUUCUAAGUCCAUGUAAACAGUACAAGCGAACUACAAGAAAUGGACACUCGAGUUCAUUUGUGACGUCACCGUAAUGUAUUCAAUAAUCUGAAGUGAAUUGAAUGAACGCGUGGUUGCUUCGUUUGCUGUUUUCGGUAGCCUUAUUGGAUACUGAAGACACGGGUCAUUCAAUGAUCUUUGAAUAUUUGUAAUUUGGAUAAUAUCAUUUCAAAUGUAUUCAGUAAAUUUUAAUAAAAGUAUGUUUUCACAAAAUUAAAAGGUAUCCCUUUCUGACAAGAGAAAUCGUCAGUUUUAUUGGGUCGUAAUUUUUUCUCGUGCUAUUUAUGGAGAUAAGAUGUAAAUGGGAUAAGCUUCUUCUCACGUGAGUGAGUGGAAAUUACGAUACCUACUCUUGAUCUAUGAACUAGACACUAUCUACCUGUUUUUAAUGCGUUAAAAGUUUCUAUUUAAGUUGAUGAGUUACGGAAAAGCGUAGUAAUUAUGUAUUUUUAUUUGUCAAGCAGAUUAUUUAAUGUUCCUGAAUAGAACUCGAAAAAUACUCCAAAGAAGAUGAUCGUAUGUAGGAAAGAUGAUCGUAUGUAGGAGAAGGAAUGUAAUGUAGAAGAUUGAUGUUAACCCUGUCAUAGUUCUUAAGAUCUACAUCUACAGUUAAUAAACCAGGAACUUGUGCAGCAUAGAAAAUAAGAUUUUUUACCUUUUUCAACAUUUUACAUGUUAGCAUUGAUCUCAAAAGUGUGUUCAAAUAACAAUAUCAAAAUAAACCUGUUAGGCAUAUUUUCUAUCAAAUUUUCACUUUAAUCAACGGAAAGCGCUCCUCAAUUUUCUCAAAUUUGUAGUUUUAAGAUGGAAAAAAUCAGUUUUCAAUUUUUUUGCAAUAGAGAAAGUGUUAGUCUAUAACACAAUUUUCAUAUAAUAAUACAAGAUUUGAACAAUACUUUCCUAAAUCUUCAUUGCAAAAUAUUGAAAAUUGGGAAAGUGACGGUAAAUCUCCGGACUCACCUUGAAAAAUGCGGCGUAUACCAAACUCGAAAUCUACUGAACCAAGUUUUGAAAUUUUGCACAUUUCUUCUUCACACCAUUCUUUAGGUACCGUAAACCGGGGUGACUUUGAUCAUCCGGGUGACUGAUCACUCGAAACUUUUUUGGCAGAUCGCUUAUUAAACCAGAAUAGUCUACCGAAUCAUUUUAAUUUGAAAUGAUUUUUACUCUAAACUUAUAAAAUACUGAUUUGUUAUACUUUUUGAGUAUAUUGUUCGGUUUUAGGGUACAAAAACUACAAAAAACCGAAAUUUGACUUUACCUUAUUUUCAAGAAGCUUCGUAAAGUGUCUUUUUUUUAUAAAACAAAUAAAUCUCAGAUUUGAGCAAGAGUAAUAAAUUACAAGCGUUUUUAUUUUCCUUUAGAGUGGGAUGUGCCAAAUUUACUUUUAAGAGUUUAUUUAUUUAAAAUACAUUUUUUUGUGAAAUUAGUUGGAAAUUAUUUAAAAUUA
This is a messenger RNA of Topomyia yanbarensis, 10249 nucleotides long. RefSeq names its product rap guanine nucleotide exchange factor 2 (gene PDZ-GEF). Gene Ontology annotation, molecular function: guanyl-nucleotide exchange factor activity; protein binding. The transcript has 7 exons. NCBI's taxonomy places the organism in Eukaryota, Metazoa, Arthropoda, Insecta, Diptera, Culicidae. Gene Ontology annotation, cellular component: plasma membrane; apical plasma membrane. The coding region runs from base 1242 to 5819 and encodes 1525 amino acids. The record is from RefSeq and is a predicted model, not a curated record. Gene Ontology annotation, biological process: positive regulation of GTPase activity; Ras protein signal transduction.